UCCAUUUGUACAGCAUUUUAAACAAUAGACAUUGCCUCAGAUGAGCUUUACAGAAGUUUCAAAUUUUCAUUUAUAUUUAUCCUCAGUGAGUAAGCCAGAGGUAAAGCUGGCAAGGAAAAACUCCCUUAGACAAGAUGAGGAACAAGCCUCAAGAGGAACCAGACUGAGAAGGGAAGCCAUCCUCAUCUUGGUGACACCAGAGAGUCAUGCCCCUGUGCCCAAAGCAAGCUCCAUGAAGUUUGUCAAGGAUUGAGUGGAAGAUCUUGAGUGUCCUGCACAGAGCCCUGAACUCUGGAACUGGUCUCCUUACCUGAAGAUGUGACAGCUGUCCAAUUUAUAGCUGCCAGGAUGUGAGCAUUACUUCAUAGAAACGGCAUUUCCAACAGACACCACCAGCAAUAAGUGAUAUUUUCUCAUAAGUUUCUGUUUUACGAGCAAGUAUGUAUAUGUUUUGUAAUGGGUGACCUUUAAAAAAAAAAGUGGUGGGGAUGGAAAGGACAUUUUGUUCAUUUUCUCUGCACCUGAGAUGUUUGUGUUAACGUUUCUCUGAAACAGAUUACUGACUUUGAUUACAGGAGCCUUUGGCACUACUGAGGCUUUAACGAAAGAAGCAUAGAUAAGAUGUGCUUUAAGAAUUAUUAUGCUGCUACACACAGGACAUAAUGUUAUAAAUAAAGCUGGGAAUGUUAUCAGAGUUGUUGUCACAGCAAAUCAUCCCAUCCACAUAUUUGAUUUUGGCACAGGUUUUACGCCGGAUGUUUUUCCUGAUGCGACCCUUUCAUUUUAUCCAGCUCGGGACUGGCACUGAGAGUUAAUCCCCCAGUGUCUGGGAUGGUUCCCUGCCUGGAACUGUUGGGGAUGUUAUUGGAGUAUGGGGCUGAAUUUGUAACCAACGUCAGGUCCUGUUUUAACUGGAACCAGAUAAGUAGAAGAAAAAAACAUAGAUAAGUUACACUAUGAGUGUCAUGUUGAAAAAAGAAAAAACAGAUCUAUUCUUAAAUAGAUAAAAGAAUAAAUGGAUGUGUCAUUUUGGUGUCAUCCCUCUAUACUUUGGCUCAUGCAUGGCUGUCUGUAAGAGGAGGGCCUGCGCAGGGGCCCAGGAUUUGUAAGCAUCAAAAAUCCUUGUGAUAAAAUUGUCAUUUAAAGAAAAGAAAAAAAUCAGGGUUACUAAUAAGAGUUAAAAAGCUUCCAUUUGAUUAGCAUCAAGGUCAGUGGAAAACCCCACAGAUUAAGAGAGAACAAGAGUGUGUGUGUGUGUGUGUGUCUAAACAUGUUAAAGGGAAGUGAUUAAUAUCAUAUCUCCUAAGAAUUGUUGUGUGUGAGACUGGGACUGUGCUACAUUUCAAAGGUUUUUUAUAUAUAUAGUCUAGUUAUCUUUCCUAGUAGUGCCUCUUCUAUAAAAAUGCAUAUAAUAGUAAUUUAAAGGGGAAUAAACAUUCUUUAUACAUUUUGUAACCUCAUUUGUAAUUUCCUCUUUCACUGUGGUUUUUGAUUUCAUUUCCUAGGUACAAUGAAACCAUGUUUCCAUUUUAAUAGCACCAAGGAACAAAAAAAGCCUAGACCACAUGAAACAACUCAAUUUAGACAGAAUACCUGAUGCAGUGUUGAAGUUUCGUACAACACAAAUCGUAACAUAACCCAAUUCAGCUAGGACAGCACCAUUUUGAAUGCACAUCCUCUGUUUUUGAAGACGGUGGUCUUACAUGUGUGAAAAUGUGUCCAUAUGCUUGCUUUUACUGAUAAAACCACACAUCACCAUCAACAGCAUAGACAGUGCUGACAUGUGAAAGUGAAGAGCCACAGCACUAACUAAACCACAGGCUAAGAGCAUAAAGAUCACACUUAUCUAGCUUGGUCUGGUCUGAGUACGGAAAUGGUGUGACUACAAACACUGAACACAUUUUCUAUACCACCUACACACCUAUUCACAUAUCAGAUGAUUAGAAAUAGGUUAUAAAUAUUUAUCUUGAGUUAAGCUGCCAUUGAUUUCAGCAUGGAGAAAGGCUUUAAUAAAAUCCUGACAGUGAAAAACUGGUCCUCAUACAUACUCAUGACUAACUGUAUUAAAAAUAGGAGUUUUGGUAGUGUUUGUCUUUAUGCAUUUUUUCUGUACUGAUUAGCACUGCAUUGUUGUGAUAGGCCAAAGAAGAAUGUCUUAGUGUCCAUGUCAAAAAAAAACAAAAAAACAUCUCAUGACUCCUCCUAGUAUCACAAUGACAGAUCUUCACUGUUUCGCUCAGUCCCUCACCACAGUGUCCUGCUUUAGGUUUCUGCCAGCUACAAAAAACUCCGUGGGCUUCUGUACACGAGAGUCCCCUCUAAACUGAGAAGAAAUAUUUUUUUUAUUUUAGGAGAUAGGAAGAUAAAUAAUCAAACUAUUACUGUUUUUUUUUUUUUUAUUGUUUUUUUUCCCCCAAAAAGUGCAGGGAUCAUGGGCUGGACUCUGCACUUGGUGGCUCUUCUCAGUGGACUCUUCGGUUAUGUAGCAGCAUCUCAAGACUGUGGCACAUGCUAUCAGCUAAACAUGGAGGUUAUUAUUGGUAUCAUUACUUGUGAUAUAAUUCUCACACUUCUUAUUAUCAUCUCAGUCUAUUGUUUUGCAUCAUGGGAAAAACGGAAGAACAGCUUGCAUACACGUAAUAACUCCAGUGAGACAGAGAAAGGAAAAUUUCGCCAGUCAUCAAGCAGACCAAAGGAGGUGGAAAUUACAGAGUCACCUUAUCAGGAGCUAUAUGGAGUACAGUCAGAUAUAUACAGUGAUCUUCACCAGUAUCGGAAAUAAUUCUUCUACAGAUGAAACAAUCUGUUACUUAACAGCAACAGUUGAUAAACUCACAAGGUCCAGAAUGCAAUUUUAGAAAUUUCUGGCCUCUCUAUAUGGCUGUAACUUUGAAUCUUUGACUUUUGAAGCAUAAAAUGUUUUGUCACUGUGUCUGAAACAGCAGGUGUAAUUGAGCCAGAAAGCCUGGAGCCCAAGAAGCAUAAAUAUGUAUAAUAUAGACUUGGCUUUUUUAAAUAUUAAUUAUCCUUAUGUUCAUCUUUCCUUAACCUUUGUGUAUCAUGUCAUAAAAUAUGUUUUGAAUGUUAA
Messenger RNA from Hemibagrus wyckioides, 3088 nucleotides. RefSeq names its product transmembrane immune signaling adaptor TYROBP (gene tyrobp). The transcript is spliced from 6 exons. Gene Ontology annotation, cellular component: cell surface. Gene Ontology annotation, biological process: negative regulation of B cell proliferation; negative regulation of transforming growth factor beta1 production; positive regulation of macrophage fusion. The record is from RefSeq and is a predicted model, not a curated record. The coding region runs from base 2432 to 2782 and encodes 116 amino acids. Gene Ontology annotation, molecular function: signaling receptor binding. NCBI's taxonomy places the organism in Eukaryota, Metazoa, Chordata, Actinopteri, Siluriformes, Bagridae.